Messenger RNA from Huiozyma naganishii CBS 8797, 447 nucleotides. RefSeq names its product Srb6p (gene SRB6). Lineage: Eukaryota; Fungi; Ascomycota; Saccharomycetes; Saccharomycetales; Saccharomycetaceae. The record is from RefSeq and is a predicted model, not a curated record. Gene Ontology annotation, cellular component: mediator complex. Gene Ontology annotation, biological process: regulation of transcription by RNA polymerase II. Bases 1 to 447 code for a protein of 148 amino acids. Gene Ontology annotation, molecular function: transcription coregulator activity. The transcript has a single exon.
AUGAACAACGAGGCGUUUCUGGAGAAGCUCGAUGCGACCGUGGAGGUGUUGUCCGUGCGUCUGGCGGAACUGGUGCGCAGCGCGGGCACUGAACGAGGUUCCUCCUCUGCUGAUGAUGCUGGUGGGAUCAACGAUGCGGAGGAUUCUGCCGAAGGUGGGGCCCCAAUGCUGUCCAAUGCGACGCAGGGAAGCAUGAUGGUGCACAGCCAGAGUGCACAGCUCGUGAAGGGCGUGCAGGACCUGCUGGUGCUCACCCGAGGACUCAGAGAGCGAUGGUUGCUGAAUCAGUUGCCCGAGCGAGUCCAGGGCGACAGCGACAAGAUAGACACGCAGUUGUUGGAGUCGUUACUAGACAAGUGUAUACAAUCUAUAGCUGGUGCUGGUGCUGGUGCCACUCCCGCUCCUGGUGCCGCUCCUGGUGCUAUCGCAGAUGCCUCCGGGCAAUAG